Molecule: messenger RNA, 758 nt
Organism: Prorocentrum cordatum
Lineage: Eukaryota; Dinophyceae; Prorocentrales; Prorocentraceae
Source: the annotation of a GenBank genome assembly
CGGUGGCGGAUUUGCCUUCGGGAGUAGGAGCCAUGGAAGACGGCGCUGCGGCAACGACGUGUGCGAGCCUCAAGCCAUCCAUGGAAGACUCCACUGUGGACCCUCGAGCUGCUCCGCGAAAUGCCCCAGGACAUCGGGCGGCGUGCGACCAGAGCGGGGACGAGCACUGGGAGAGCAUCGACGCCCUCGAGGAGGGCGACGCAGCGCGCCGUCCGUCGAGGACCGCCGCGGUGCCCGCCUCGCGCCCGCCCGCCUGGUCGGGCCGCCGCGCCCCCAGGCCCGCCGAGGCGCGGCCGGGUGGCCUCGCCCCCGUGGCCCCGUGCCCGGGCCGCAGCGCCCCGCCCCGCGACGGCGUCAACGACGCCCUGGGCCUCCUCCGCGACGCCACCAUGGCGGCCCCCGCCGCCGAGGGAGAGGGCCGGGCCGGGCCUGCGGCGGAGAUCGGCGGCCCGUGCCUCCGCGGCCGGCGCGCCAGCCAGACGCUGGGAAGCCCGCUGCUGGAGGACCCGCCGCCAGAGUGGGUCCCCGCCGCGCGCCCGCCCGCCUGGUCUCCUCAGGACACUCCCGCCGGGGGGCCGGCGGCAGCGGAGGGCUGCCCGGUUCUGCACGGCGGUCGCGCGGGCCAGGGUAGCCCGCUGCUCGAGGACGGGGUGGCGCACGGGGCCCUGCCACGAGACCCUGAAGGUGCCGCGGAGGCUCCUGUUCUCCACCCCCGAGCGGGACCCGUGCGAGCCCCCCGCGCCCGAGGGCACCUCUAG